UUUUCUUUCUGACCUUAAAUACAGAGUCCAAACACAGAAAAACUCCGGGUGAAGCGACUGAGAUCCACGUGACGUAGGCAACGUUUAAGAUGGCGUUGAUUAAAGAGGAGAGUGAAGACAUGAGGAUUGAAGUGAAGCAAGAAGAGACUGAGGAACAAGCAGACCUGAUGGCGCUGAAAGACGAGAGUCAAGAACUGAAUGAAAUUCAUCAUGAAUUCAUUACUGGAGAAAAAUCCUUUAGUUGCUCACAGACCGAAAAGACUUCACAAGAAAGAGCUCAAAAGGCCACAAAUAUAAGCUAUUUUACAUGCCAACAGUGUGGAAAAAGAUUCAACAGAAAAUCAAACCUUAAUUCUCACAUGAGAAUUCACACUGGAGAGAGGCCUUACACAUGCCCUCAAUGUGGAAUAAGUUUCACUCAAAAAGUGAUCCUUAACAGGCACAUUAGAAUUCACUCUGGAGAGAAGCCCUUCUCCUGCCAACUCUGCGGAUACAGUUGCAUUAGAAAAGGAUGCCUUAAAAGCCACAUGAGAAUUCAUUCCGGAGAGAAGCCUUUCAUCUGCAAUCUGUGUGGAAAUAGUUUCCUUCGGAGAGGAAGCCUUGAAAGCCACAUGAGAAUUCACACUGGAGAGAAGCCUUUCACAUGCCAUCAGUGUGGAAGGAGUUUUACACACAAACCAACUUUUAAUUCCCACAUGAGAAUUCACACUGGAGAAAAGCCUUACAUAUGCCCUCAGUGUGGCAAGAGUUUCACUGAAAAAGGAAACCUUAAAAAACACACGAGAGUUCACACUGGAGAGAAGCCUUUUACCUGCCAACACUGUGGAAGUGGUUUCACUAAUAGAGGAAACCUUAAAAAACAUGAGACCAUUCACACUGGAGAGAAGCCGUUUGCAUGUGAUCAGUGUGGAAAGAGUUUCGGACAUAAAGUAUCCCUUAAUUCCCACAUGAAGAUUCACAUGUUGUGACCAAUGUAAUAAAAAAUAUACAGUAUAUUGCCAUCACAUACACCUGAAAAGUCAUGCUUAUGUGAGAACCUAUUUUAGUAUUUUGUGUAAAAAGUGUUUAGAAUGGCACUAGAAAAUGCAUAUUUGUGAAAUUGCGUUCAUGCCUCUACUGAAUUUGGGGCAAAUCUGAUUUUCCACCUUCAUGACCACUUCUUUCACACUUGACAGUCUCUCUUGCCACGGUUUCAAAAAAUGUAGUGGUGUUGCGGUAAAGGGCCUCUAAUGAAGAAGUCCCUCCAUUCAAUAUACUGUAGCCUAUUGACACCUCAGAAUCAAAAUAUUAGUUAAACUUUUAUUUUACAGUGAAAUGCUACAAUGUAAAUGAAAGGUUAUACAUGAAACGAUAUAAACUAUAAAAUGCAAUCAA
Rhinichthys klamathensis goyatoka is the source of this 1374-nucleotide messenger RNA. RefSeq names its product gastrula zinc finger protein XlCGF8.2DB-like. Gene Ontology annotation, biological process: regulation of transcription by RNA polymerase II. Lineage: Eukaryota; Metazoa; Chordata; Actinopteri; Cypriniformes; Leuciscidae. The transcript is spliced from 2 exons. The coding region runs from base 90 to 968 and encodes 292 amino acids. Gene Ontology annotation, molecular function: RNA polymerase II cis-regulatory region sequence-specific DNA binding; DNA-binding transcription factor activity. The record is from RefSeq and is a predicted model, not a curated record.